AUGGCCGCCAGCAGGGCGAAGACGGCCACGGCCCGCAUUACGAAGUGGGAUAAAUUCCAUCGGCUACGCGAAGAAACAGCACCCGACUCCAUAUCUGAUCUUAACGAACGGAUCAGGUCGCUGAGCCGCGACGUGACUUCCACGACAUACAAGAUGGCGGCGCCUCGAGAGCAGCCAUCGACGGAUUCCCGCCUACUGCACAUUUGCCUGCCAAGCCUGGCGUCAGAAGACCAGGUUCUCUACCAGGAGACAUCCGUGCCCGCGUACGCCAUCGAAAAGUCUUACCGGUCCGCUGCACUCACGGCUCUGGCGGGCGUCGCCACUAUCGUCAUCUUCUGCAUGUUCGCCUACGCGCUCUUCUCCAAACCGGCGCGCCAGACGAGCGUACCGGACAGCCUGUUCUGCCGCACCGAGGACUGCGGAAUGCAGGCGGACAUACUCGAGCGCUGGCUAAACACGAGCGUCGACCCGUGCCACGAUUUUGACGGCUACAUAUGCUCCAAGUGGGUCGGUGCUCAGGGCGGAAGGCAGACCACAGGGACGCUGGGCUACGGCUUGAAGAAAUGGGCGGAAAACUUCGAGGUCAAACUGCGCAGAGCAAUUCCGUACCUAAACACUGCCGGCCAAGUCGUCGACGUCUUCACGAAGUGCAUGGCCGACGUUUCGAGAGCCGAGUCGCGCCAAGGCGUCGAGCAGCUGAAGGAAUUCAUGCGCGAGCUCAGAGUGCCUUGGCCCGAAGCGCCGUCGGCGGGAGUGGACCCUCUGGAAGUCGUUCUGGACCUUUCGCUCAACUGGCGCGUGGGUCCGUGGUUCGACGUCACCGUGUUGCAGGACGGCGACGGGACGGCCAACGCUGUCUUGAGGCCUGCCAGUCUCUACUGGGUGUGGUCUUCCAUCGAACGAGAAGUCGGGGCUUCGGCGGCACACGCCACUAUCUGGAACGGCCUCUACCAGGAGUUUGCACCGCACCAGCCGCAGCGACCGCAAGCCGAGGUAGACGAGAUCGUGCGAACACACGGAGACAUCAACGAAGAGUUGGGCCGCGUGGUCAAAUCUAGGCUCGCGGCACCGUUCCAGGUUCAUAUUCGGCACAUCGGAGUACACACCGUCAACGUCAGCGCGGAUCGCUGGAGAAAGGCGCUGGAGGCGUCGAGUCGCCACCCGUUCCAUCUAUCGGACAACGUCACCUUCGCCGACAAGACCCUCUUGGAAGCGGUGAACAACAUUUUCCUCCGCUACAACGACACCACCGUAAUGUGGCAUCUGUCCUGGACGUUCGUUCAGGUCUUCUCCUCGAUCGCCGACCGGGACUUCUUGACGUACAAGUUCGGCAGCCAGGCGUUGGCCCGCAGACAGCGACGUUCGUUCUGCGUGACCGAAGUGGAAGCGGCGUACCGAUGGAUCGUCGUCUCGCUGCUCGUCGCCGCCGACUUCCCGCGGGAAAGUCGAGACACUAUAGACGCCUCGCUGAACAAAAUCACGCAGACCGUAGCCUCUCUGCUGGAGAACGCGACUUGGGCCGACCCUGGCUCCGGAAAGGCUCUAGGCGACAAAGUCCGAAACGUCUCGGUGACCCUCUGGCCGAGCGAAGGCCUCCUGACCGAGGAAGGGCUGUCGAAGCUCCACGCAGGCUGGUUCUCUAACGCGAACUCCUUCACCGAGAGCUGGAUCAAAGCGGCCAGGAACUGGCGCAAACUCGCCAGUCGGAGCGACCACGCAGAAGUCACUGAGCACCCUCUAAACGUCUUCGUACCAUUCGUCCGGUACGACCACUUCCUCAACGCCGUCCGCGUGGCACUCGUGACACUGUCGCGGCCCUGGUACUACGCGAAAGGCACCAAGGCGAUGGAUUACGGCGCGCUUGGCUUCUACUACGCACUCCAUCUAGUCGGAAGUUUCGACAGCGUAGGAAUUCAGGUGGACCCCAACGGGAGAAUCACAGAUUCGUGGCUAUCCGCCGGCACGAAGGAUGCGUUGGCGAAGAAGGCGUCGUGCCUCGGGCCCCAGUCAGACGCCUACGGCGACUUCUUCCCAGAGAUUGUCGCCAUGGAAGCUGCGCAUGCGGCGUACGAGGCGGCCACGACCGAACACGACCGCUCGCUGAAGGUUUUUCACGCGUUCAGCGAGGACCAGCUCUUCUUCGUGGCGGCCUGCGUCACCAUUUGCGGACUUCACGACGCGUACCCCGCCCUGCGUGUCAGCUGCAACAAGGCGGUCUCCGAAAUGGCGGCUUUCGCCACUGCCUUCCGAUGCCCGGAGGGCGCCGCCAUGAAUCCGGCAAGGAAGUGCACCUUCUUCUCGUGAAUCGGGGACCGCGCUACCACUUCCGGUUUUCUUUUAGUCUUUGUAUGAUAAUGAAUACGUACAGUUUAAUGAGACCAGUUUGGUGGGAUUUCUUUGUGUGUUUGCGUGAAUGGGCUUUAAUGUGUUGAAUAUUAGAAUGCGUUUGAUUGAACGUGUGAAAAUAAACGCCAUGCA
Dermacentor andersoni is the source of this 2478-nucleotide messenger RNA. RefSeq names its product endothelin-converting enzyme 1-like. The record is from RefSeq and is a predicted model, not a curated record. Gene Ontology annotation, molecular function: metalloendopeptidase activity. Gene Ontology annotation, cellular component: plasma membrane. Lineage: Eukaryota; Metazoa; Arthropoda; Arachnida; Ixodida; Ixodidae. Gene Ontology annotation, biological process: protein processing.